AUUACACUACGCCCUGGUGGUCUCUGGGGGUCUUCGCACUCCUGCUCGUGAUGAUUCUCAGCAUCAUCACUGCUCUUGCCAACCGUCGCAAAAAAGAUCCUCGCAGCCAAUAUAGUCACCCAGAACACCGAGAGUCAGGCUUGUACCUGGAGCCUCUUCCAGGGCCUCGCCAGUCUGACAUGUACCUGGAGCCUCUUCCAGGGCCUCGCCAGUCUGACAUGUACCUGGAGCCUCUUCCACGGUCUCGCCAGUCAGACAUGUACCUGGAGUCUCUUCCACAGUCUCGCCAGUCUGACAUGUACCUGGAGCCUCUACCAAGGCCUCGCCAGUCAGUCCUUGAGCAUGUCUAUGAUGAUAUAGAUGAAGAGAUAUAGAUGAAGAAACUCUGGAUGUUAUUCAGUCUCGCUGUAAUGACCACACCCAAGCUACAUCAGAUAUGAGUGAACGAGUUAAGGCCUUGGAGAAAGGUUGUUGUGACCAUGAUACCACUGUUAAUGUGAUGAUGAUGAAAUUAAUGACGCUUCGAAAGAGUGUGGAUGUCCUGCAAGCUACUUCCUCAUGCCUCACUGAAGAGGUAAAUAAUCUAGCUACCCGGAACACAGAAAUGCAGCAAAUGAUAAUCGAACUGCCUGGGCUUCUCAACACCACAGAUUCACUUAAGGAAUCUGUCUCCAAUGUGACUCUAGACUCAGCUAACAAUCAUGAUGCUUCUAUGCCAGCAACUAGCCCAACACCGGAAAAAGCUCAAUUAGACUUGACCAUCAAAAUGCUCCUAUAGCCAGUGCAGGUAUUGAAACUAGUGUGAAAGAAAAUGCUGGAUUCCAAACCAUGCUCACCCCCCCCCAGUCACCACCCAUCUCACCUCCUCAACCGCACACCCCUCCUCUUAACACAUCAGCUGGGUGUAAACCGCUUCUGGAUGACCCUGAGUCAGUAAGGAGUACAUCGGAAGGCUUCACUAAUUCAGAAGUCUGUCCGAAUCCCUGGUUCCCAGUUCAAAAUCGAAGGAAACGUGAGAGCAAAAUUAAUAUAUGGGUUCCGUGUAGGCUGUGUCAUUGUUGUGGGACGCAAAGUCAGCAUAGACAUCUUUUGCCAGAAAAAAUGUUGUAAAUGUUAAUGGUUAGUAACGUGGGAAACCUCUGAUCACCAGAGUUUAUCGCCUCAAGGCAUGUGACUCCAGUAACCUUAAUAAAUACAUAUGGUGGCAGUGUAGUCAUAUAGGUGACCAAACCACACACUAG
Molecule: messenger RNA, 1241 nt
Organism: Procambarus clarkii (red swamp crayfish)
Lineage: Eukaryota; Metazoa; Arthropoda; Malacostraca; Decapoda; Cambaridae
Product: protein IWS1 homolog
Source: RefSeq, a predicted model, not a curated record